GCCUCCAUGCUGGGUCUGCAAGGCCCCUGCUGGGUGGGCGCGGGGUCAGACGGGGGCAUCGCUGUGAGUGAGGAGUGUGGGGACGUGCGGCUGUUUGGCUGCACCCGUCAGCCCCUGGGCUCUGUGGGUGGCCAGACAGGGCAUGUCUUCGGCAGCCCGGCAGGCGUGUGCUUGGACUCGGAGGGCAGCGUCAUCGUGGCAGAUCAGCAGCGACACCAGGUGACCCUGUUCCCUCGGACGGGAGCACCCGUCUGCCUGGUGUCCCAGGGGCUGCGGAGGCCCUCUGGUGUGGCCUGUGGGCCCCAGGGCCGGCUCAUGGUGGCAGACGCUGGGGACAGCUACAUCAAGGUGUUUGAGUACCACACAGAAUGGGCCUGA
Orycteropus afer afer is the source of this 378-nucleotide messenger RNA. RefSeq names its product NHL repeat containing 4 (gene NHLRC4). NCBI's taxonomy places the organism in Eukaryota, Metazoa, Chordata, Mammalia, Tubulidentata, Orycteropodidae. Gene Ontology annotation, molecular function: protein binding. The transcript has a single exon. The coding region runs from base 7 to 378 and encodes 123 amino acids. The record is from RefSeq and is a predicted model, not a curated record.